AAACUCCUGUUGGUGGGUUGGCCAGUGUUCGCCUGAUAACUUUCCUUAGCAUGCAGAGGAGCGAGUGUCUGAGUCACAAAGCUUUUACCGGAGAGUUUAUCAUCAUACAGCACUCCAGUGAUUUUAAAAGGUUUGGCUCGAAAUGACGACCCAGCAGCCCCCUCUCUCCCAGGAGAUUCUGGCUCAGUGUAACCAGCAGGCCAUGGAACCAUGGGGCUCCCGGAAGCUUCGCCAGAGCCGCCAAGGCUCCAUCUCCACCCUCCGCAGCUCCCUGUCUAGGGACCAACAGCAGCAGCAGCAUCCCCGGUACCCUCUUCUACUCCCGAGGGGCUUCCUCCCUAUCGAGUCCUCAUCCAGGAGCCCCAAUAUCAGCAACCCAAACUCCCCUUUCAUACGCCGGGACUUGGUCGCCCUGACCAAGCGUUUUUCUUUUGGCGGUUGGCUUCAGGGCAGUCGGGCCAGUUUCUCUGGGUUGCCCCUCCAUCAGCCUGUCCAGCUAGAGAACACCUAUAAGACUGAACCAGAGAAGGGAUGUCUUUUUAAAGCCAGUAAGGUCCAGAAGCUUGUGCAAGCCAUGCUGGAUAGUUAUCUGGAUGGGGCCAGCUAUAACGCAGCCUCAGGCAGCCAUCUCAGCCAGAUUCUGUCAGACAUGGUGAAGAGCAAAGUGAAAGAGAUCAGUCCUCCGCGGUACAAGCUGGUGUGUCAGGUGGUGGUGGGGCAGAACAGGAACCAGGGUCUACGAGUGGCCAGUCGCUGUCUUUGGGACUCGCAACAUGAUGACUUUGCAGUUGCCAUGUUCCAAAACCAUUCUCUUUUCACGUUGGUCAUAGUCCAUGGAGUUUAUUGUGAGUGAGUCAUACGCACUGGCAACAACUAUACUGAACAAAAAUAUAAAUGCAACAUGUAAAGUGAUGGUCCCAUGUUUCAUGAGCUGAAACAAAAGCUCCCAGAAAUAUUCCAUAGGUACAAAAAGUUUAUUUCUCUCAAAUUUUGUGCGCAGAUUUGUUGACAUCCUUGUGAGCAUUUGCCAAGUUAAUCCAUCCACCUGAUAGGUGUGGUAUAUCAAGAAGCAGAUUAAAAAGCAUGAUUGUUACACAGG
Salvelinus sp. IW2-2015 is the source of this 1099-nucleotide messenger RNA. Its product is annotated as dynein light chain Tctex-type 5. The record is from RefSeq and is a predicted model, not a curated record. Gene Ontology annotation, cellular component: cytoplasmic dynein complex; cytoplasm. Lineage: Eukaryota; Metazoa; Chordata; Actinopteri; Salmoniformes; Salmonidae. Gene Ontology annotation, molecular function: dynein intermediate chain binding. Gene Ontology annotation, biological process: microtubule-based movement.